AAGAAAUUUGAGUGAGGCGAGGUGGCAGUAACGAAGUGGGCAUGAGAAUUAGGCUCGCACAAGAAAGAAAGAACUCCUUCCUUGGUUGGUGGUCUUAACUGAAAGCGAAACUUUUGAAUUGAAAUUUCGAUACCAAAACAAAAAACAACGUUGUUCUUUUGGAUUCAUUCACUUCUCACUUCACUUGUCCCUUUCCAUCAUUCCAUUUUCCACAUACCCCAACUCCAAUUCAUCCUUAAUCGCAAUCAUUACGUUCCAUUCUUUCAUGUAACCUCCCAAACCAAAAACUUCCAUUCAGAUCGGAUUCUUCUCAUUUCCUCCAUCUUCAAAUAGCAGCAUAAGAAGGUUUGUGGGGUAGUGAAUGCUUAGUGAAUGGGGAUUCAGACAAUGGCAUCUCAAGGUAGUGGUCAGCAGUCUCAUUUUCAACCAUCCUCAUUGACAAGGCAGAAUUCAUGGUACAACCUGACUCUAGAUGAAGUUAAUAACCAGCUGGGAGACAUGGGCAAACCACUUGGAAGUAUGAAUCUCCAUGACCUUCUUCAAACCAUAUAUACUACUGAAGCUAAGGAAUCCAGUACAGUUGAUGUGGAGAAUACUUCUUCAUCAUCAUCGCUUCAACGACAAGCUAGUCUAACAUUGGCUAGAGCUCUGAGUAGCAAGACAGUCGAUGAUGUGUGGAAAGAGAUCCAACAAGGGCAGAAGCGGAGGUACUAUGAGCACAUGAUUGACCAAGAUAGACAGCCUACACUUGGUGAAACAACUCUAGAAGACUUUCUGGUACAAGCAGGGCUUUUUGCUGAAGCUUCUCCUAGUCCUGCGGUAGGAUUGCACCCUAUUGAUGCAGUGACACCACCCACAGGAAUUGAAAUGCAUCCCAUUGAUGCAGUGACACCUUCCAUUGGAUUGUAUCCCAUUGAUGCAGUGACACCUCCCAUAGGAUUGCAUCCCAUUGAUGCAGUGACACCACAGAGUUAUCCUUAUAAGUUUGGUUUGUCAUCGCCAUCCCCAUUACUUGGUGCAUUAUCAGACCCAACAAUUCCUGGGAGAAAAGGGGAUUCAUCGGAUGCAUAUGAGAAGAGCAUGGAAAGGAGGCUUAAGAGAAAAAUCAAAAACAGGGAGUCAGCUGCCCGAUCGCGAGCAAGAAAGCAGGCUUACCACAAUGAAUUGGUGAGCAAGGUUUCACGUUUAAAAGGACAGAACUCGUGGCUCAAGAAAGAGAAGGAAGUUGAGAUUAUGCUCGAAGAUAAUUCCUCUCCUGAUCCAAAAUACCAGCUUCGAAGAACAAGGUCAGCUACGUUCUGACUCAUAACAUGCACCAACGCCAUUAACAAAAUUCAGAAUUAUUUGGACCGCCAGUACUCCAUGUCUUUGCAUCGAAGCUGUUUUAGGAUUGCAUCACCAGAUUUCUUGUUCAGUAUCUUCUGCAAAUAUGGUUCUACUUCUACCCAUCCAUUAGUGUUUGGUUGUGUAUACAUGUUUGGUUAACUAGGAAUAUAUAAAAAUAUAUAAUACAUAUACAUACAGAACAGCAAAAGUGCCAUGUUGAUAAGUUCUGGUCCUGUUUUGCUGGUGCACACUCCAUAGAAUUGAGUGCAUGGUGUGUGUGUGUGUGUGUUGGUGCUCAAUCUUAACAUUCUAAUACAUAUUAGGUUAGCCAUGGUAGUUUGAUGAUCUUUGUUUUCUAGAUAUUACCUACCCAAAUUAACAAAAAAAAAAAGACUCUUGUUCGUUCAACUUUAUAGUAUAAUUAAUAAGGCUUAUACUAGUUACAAAA
This is a messenger RNA of Cannabis sativa, 1774 nucleotides long. Its product is annotated as ABSCISIC ACID-INSENSITIVE 5-like protein 2. Bases 373 to 1302 code for a protein of 309 amino acids. The transcript has 4 exons. Lineage: Eukaryota; Viridiplantae; Streptophyta; Magnoliopsida; Rosales; Cannabaceae. Gene Ontology annotation, biological process: positive regulation of DNA-templated transcription. Gene Ontology annotation, molecular function: DNA-binding transcription factor activity. Gene Ontology annotation, cellular component: nucleus. The record is from RefSeq and is a predicted model, not a curated record.